Acaulospora morrowiae is the source of this 1611-nucleotide messenger RNA. Lineage: Eukaryota; Fungi; Glomeromycota; Glomeromycetes; Diversisporales; Acaulosporaceae. The record is from the annotation of a GenBank genome assembly.
GAAAUUCUAGAGAGAAAAAGUUUUAGCACCGUGGAUGACACACUCAACAGAAGGUUGAAGGAUUAUGUGCAGAUCAACAAUAGAUUUUCAGCAAGUCAUUGUGCUCAGGUUUUAAGGAAAGCCAUCGACAUAUAUUUAUCCGAGUCUCCCACAUAUUAUAACAAGCAGUAUCAUGAAAUUAAGUUAGAACGUGCAUUGCGGUUUUACAUGCCAUCUGCUCGGGGGCCUUGCAUACAAAGUUAUGCGGAAAAACUGAAGGAAGAAUGUCGAAACAUUUGGGAACGCGGAAGACAGAAAUGUGAGAAGCGAAGUUUGUCAGGUCACGAAUGUGUCUUAGGGUUAAAUCACGACUCUGAAAAUAUCGAUAGCGGUGGAAAAUAUGGCGGAGUCAAAAAGAUCGCAAAACAUCGAAGUUCAUUUCGGUCUCUCCAUGCAUGCAACUGUGGAAGAAGUCGUAAGGAGAGGGAUGAUCCCUUUGACUUAAUUGACGCCAACGUAAAUUUUUUUCAAUUUCCCAAUUGUUGUAAUGCGGAUGGAAAUCAAUAUAUUAUCUCUCCUCUUAAGAAUUCCACGUCUCCUUCAAUGUGGUCACUUAUACGACUUGGUUCGGGAUCAAUUUAUCGCUCUAACUUUGGUCUUGACAAAGUUGAUGGUUUCGCCACGAACACAAAUUUUUUAUUGCCGAUGGACGUUUCAUUUAUAGCAAAAAAAGAUCAGGAUGAAGUGAUAGGUACAAGUGAUUUAAAUGGAUGGACCGCAGACAUGGUGGGCAGUGAUAACAAGAUAAAGAAAUCACGCGCUAAAGGAUCUAAACAAAAAGGAAAAAGUGGCGAUGAACAAAAGGGUGAUGCUGGCACAUCUUGGCCGCCGUUGGGAAAUGACUCUGUUCAAAACGACGCCCAGCAAAACUCAAUGCAAAUGGAUGAAUCUUCUACGACCACCUCGGAUGCCAAGGGCCUUAAGGGUGGAGAUGCAAGUAAAGAGAAAAGAAGUAAACGUGGUGUUAGGAGUAAUUCAAAGAGAGAACGCGAAAAAACCGUGGUCGCGUCAAAAGACACUAGUCCGAAUUUUCCUUCGAAAACUGAUUACCAAAUGUUAAGAGGUUAUCUCGGUGUCGAGUACGAAUGUCCCAUCGGUCACAGAUUCAUGAGUUGCGGACAAGGUCAUGUUUGCAAGUUAGGACACGCAGGACACAUAAAGGAAACCGCGCACACUCUUUUGGAACAAGAUUUACCCAUUUACAUUCUUUGCCCGUGCAACAGUUCAACCAAUAAUUCGCCCACGUUCGCUCAACUACAACGUAUCGUAAUUGUGACUCCCGAUUCAUCGGCGUCGAUGAUCCUAAAUCCCGUAAUCAAGAACUGCAAGGACGAAGAGGCCGUUGUGUCUCCAAUAUAUAACUUCCAAAAUAAUGACGAUCAAGGAAUUUCCUUAUCAAGGAAUAGCCUGAUCGUUCUGCGUUUACCUUACAUUCACUAUGACCAACACGGCAAUCCCAUUUGUCCGGAUAAAGUCGUUACGUCGGCACUAUACUUGAAAAAGAAAUUUCUUUUCAUUGAGAUGCCAAAGUCUGAAAACCUCACCAAGGGCGAAGACGAUGUAAGCAUAUAG